GUCGUCGGAUUACCGGCUCGCAUUGAUUUUGAUUUCUUGACUUCCGUUGUUGUGAUAGCAUGUUGGCUUUCUUUUUCUGUAAGAUUCCCCCCUAAGUUUCUUUAGUAUAUGUAGGGAUAUUUUGGUACAUGAUAGGUGUUCGAUUGGGAGAAUGCUGUUGUUCAGGGAUCCAUGGUCCUCUCUGAACUUUUGAUUGGUUUAUGCAAUAUGUACAGCUUAUAUCGUUUAUAUCGCUUAUAUCGCUUACUUUUCGCUUCGCCAAAGGCUCUUUUCUCCCUUGCACACUCGUCUAUAUCUUUUGCCUUACGAAGUUUAUUAUGGCGAUCUGCGUGCCAGACUGGGCACAGUACAUAUGUUGGAAAGCCCACAGUGGUGAUGAAAUGCCAUGUGUGAGCAUCUGUUAUGCUGUUCCUUUGCUGGCAACGGGUACAUAUGAGUUAUCCAAUUUCGAGGGACUGAACCACGAUGAUUACUGGAGCAACAUCCUAGUUUCCCCUUCCCCGGGCAAGGUUUGAUCGCCACGUUCCCUAUCCCAAGGAUGUGGUUUCUUAUUGUGCAGGCUGUAUUGAAGCUGUUAAUGGCCCAGCGCAGUGACCUGUA
Aspergillus alliaceus is the source of this 600-nucleotide messenger RNA. RefSeq lists its product as uncharacterized. The record is from RefSeq and is a predicted model, not a curated record. Lineage: Eukaryota; Fungi; Ascomycota; Eurotiomycetes; Eurotiales; Aspergillaceae. Bases 201 to 515 code for a protein of 104 amino acids. The transcript has 2 exons.